Molecule: messenger RNA, 1833 nt
Organism: Benincasa hispida (wax gourd)
Lineage: Eukaryota; Viridiplantae; Streptophyta; Magnoliopsida; Cucurbitales; Cucurbitaceae
Gene: CRCK1
Product: calmodulin-binding receptor-like cytoplasmic kinase 1
Biological process (GO): protein phosphorylation
Molecular function (GO): ATP binding; protein kinase activity
Source: RefSeq, a predicted model, not a curated record
UUUUAAAAAAAGUGAUUAACAUUACUCCUUCUCUGCUAGACCAAGCGGCCCAGUCUUUCAUAAAUUAAAAUUGAAUGCUUCCAUCUAAUCAUCUCUCUACUUAAAUUCAACUGCUUAAAUUUUCGCUACCAGAUAAUGAAUCAAUGAUGAUCAGAUUUCCAAAUCCAGAAUCCGCAGAAUCUUUGUUCUGCAAAUGAAGAGCACAAAAGAUUUUAACCCUCAAUUCCAUUCUCAGAGAUCACAGAGCUCCAAAUCCAGAAACGAACGCCGUUCCGGUGCUCUAAACAAGCGGAAUAAUGAUUCUGUACUCUCUUACAAGUUCGUAAAAGCGGCUGUUAAUCGAGUUUCUGGGUUUUUGAAAUCUAUUUUUGUUGGUCGGAAGAAGGAUUCUUCGGAUCGUUCUGUAAUCGGUACCAGAGAAGCUAAUAAUUCUCGUAGAGAAGUCCCCUCUUUUUCGACGGGAAGCUACGGGAAGAACUCGUCGCCUUUGAAGUCUUGUGGUUCGUAUACUUCGUGUGGUUCGUAUGGUUCCUCGUCUAGCUUGCCCAGUGAAUUUUUCGCAGCUGCGGGAUUCUCGAUUGAAGAAAUUUAUAAGGCGACGGGAAAUUUCUCUGCUGCGAAUGUUCUUGGAGCUGGAGCAUUUGGAACAGUGUAUAAAGGGAAGCUCAAAGAUGGAUCUCUUGUUGCCGUAAAGCGAGCCAAAAGGGAUGCGAAUGAGAGGCGUUUGCUGACAGAGUUCAGGAAUGAGAUACAAAUGUUGUCAAGGAUUGAGCAUUUGAAUUUGGUACGUCUGUAUGGUUUUCUGGAGCAAGGAGAUGAGAGGAUCGUUAUUGUUGAAUAUGUUGGAAAUGGAAAUCUUCGGGAACAUCUCGAUGGGAAGCGAGGAUUCGGCCUUGAGAUUGGAGAGCGUCUGGACAUUGCCAUUGAUAUUGCUCAUGCUAUCACCUACCUUCACAUGUACAAUGAUGCGCCAAUAAUCCAUAGAGACAUAAAGGCUACAAACAUCCUAAUCACGGAUAAACUACGGGCGAAAGUGGCAGAUUUUGGGUUUGCACGCCUCGUUCCAGAAGAUUCUAACGUUACACAUAUCUCAACCCAAGUUAAAGGAACAGCUGGGUACUUGGAUCCUGAAUACCUAAGGACUUAUCAGCUCACUGAGAAGAGUGAUGUAUACUCCUUCGGUGUGUUGCUGGUAGAGCUCAUGACAGGAAGGCACCCAAUUGAGACAAAGAGGGAUACCAAAGAAAGAGUAACUAUAAAAUGGGCAAUGCAGAAACUGAAAGAUGGAGAAGCUGUGAUUGCCAUGGAUCCCAGACUGAGAAGGACUUCUGCAUCCACAGUGACCAUGGAGAAUAUGCUCAAAUUGGCUCGCCGAUGCCUUGAUCCUUUGAGACCAUCUCGACCAUCCAUGAAAACUUGUGUUGAGGAGUUAUGGGGAAUUCGAAAGGAAUAUAAAGAUAGAUUAUUGUCGUCUUCUUGCUCGGAGUCUCUUCGUUCAGCGGAUUUUCCAGUUCCAAAUGCAAAAAACAACCUUUAUGUUUCUUUUGGUAUUAAAGAGGACGAAGAUUUGUACAACAAAUUCAUUUCUGCAUAAGUCGCCAAUUUAUGGGCAUUCCCUUUAUAAGGGUGAAGUUUUUCAUACCUCUUGUCCGUAGAUUGUAAGUAACAAGUUCCAGAAAUGUAUUUUUUAUUGUAGUAAUGAUAUUUGUUAUAUAAAUUCCACUCCCAGUGUAUUAUUUGUAUAUUUUGUAUUUUCAAAAUUUUUAAUAUGAUGUAAGAUUCCCUAAACAAGUAAACAGCAUAUAAUCAAAUACAAUACUUUCGUGUGAGGUU